AUGGAAUCACCCAAGUCGAAACCUGGGAGGUUGACUCCCAUCAAGAAGAAGAGCGCGACCUCACGCGCUGCUGUUCAAAGUUUCUUCGAGGAGCACAAGGUCAAAGAGAUCUUGCAGGAUUUGACGUCAGAUCUGGCCAUCAACCAACCUUCCGAUCCCAAGAAGUACCUGUAUCACAAACUUGGCAACUUCUUCGGAUUCGAACAGAAGGAGGAGGACAACAAGGAGGACCUUAAGGGUGAGAAGACAUGUUACCUGAGGAUGCACGUGGAGUGCGUCGGGAGAGCGCAUGCUGGUCGCGUUCAUUUCAUACGCCGUGCUACCAUGAAGGAUGCAGACAACAUUCUGUUCUCUGCAUGGGAGAAGGUGAACUUUGACAUCGCUCGUUCUAUGUUGGAGCCUCUCAAGGAGUCUGGGCAGGAGGCGUCGGCGUUGCUGCAUGAUGUUGUGGUUCAAGCCAACAAUGACAGCAACAACGAAUCUGAUGCAAACAGCCAAGCACCGCACAACGAAACUGAGAAGGUGAGGAUCGUGAGGAUAGAAGGAUGUGACUCACUUUCUCCCAAAAGGGAAAUUUGCUAG
Guillardia theta CCMP2712 is the source of this 582-nucleotide messenger RNA. RefSeq lists its product as hypothetical. The record is from RefSeq and is a predicted model, not a curated record. Bases 1 to 582 code for a protein of 193 amino acids. NCBI's taxonomy places the organism in Eukaryota, Cryptophyceae, Pyrenomonadales, Geminigeraceae. The transcript is spliced from 4 exons.